AUGGACGACCCCAACCCAGAGGAGCCGCCACCAUCGUACCAGUCAACACCUACUACACCUAUCGCUGCUCCUUCUGCUCUCAACCUGCGCCACGGCAGCAGUACACAGUCUCAACAGCUGCCACGAUUAGCUGUAAAUGCGGACAUCCCGCUUAGUUUUGACUGCCAAUGGAGAGCUUAUUUUGACAAAUCAGCUGGGUCAAUACGUACUCAGUUAUCCGGAGCUCAUACCUUACUUUGGAGAACCAAUGAGGCCAAGUACAGCGUACUCAAAGGAUGGGUAGAUGAUGUCAUUGUAAAGCAGCACCCAGCCGUCAAGCAGUACGACCUACAGGCUAUCGUCUACCCAGCAGGUCAGCAAGCACGCUUCAAGAAAGUAGAGAGCUUUCAUAAAGUAGUCCACCCUGAUCGGAGUAUGCUCGUGGUGACGGAGCUGAUGAAGAAGCUUGGUUAUGAGCAUCCAGGCAAGGAGAUAGCAGUGGACUUUGAGCUCACUGUAGUACUGGCUACUCCACCUGCACCAGUUAUUCCUACUGGCAGCAGUAUUCAACGCCAAUCUGCCACAGUUGGGCCGAGGAUAGUUGACUUGUUGGCCACUGAGGGACCUCGAACUGGGGUCACAAACCACUGGAGAUAUUGCUCUCCAUACUGCCGCAACUAUCAACUCACCUGCUGGGUUGACCUCUAG
Messenger RNA from Macroventuria anomochaeta, 687 nucleotides. RefSeq lists its product as uncharacterized. Bases 1 to 687 code for a protein of 228 amino acids. The record is from RefSeq and is a predicted model, not a curated record. NCBI's taxonomy places the organism in Eukaryota, Fungi, Ascomycota, Dothideomycetes, Pleosporales, Didymellaceae. The transcript has a single exon.